AUGGCAGAAGCCAGAAUAUCUCAGGAUGAGUUCAUGUGUUCAGUGUGUCUGGAUCUCCUGAAGGAUCCUGUGGCCACUUCCUGUGGACAUAGUUUCUGCAAGAUCUGUAUUACAGGCUUCUGGGAUCAGGAGGAUCAGAUGAGAGUCUACAGCUGCCCUCAGUGCAGACAGACCUUCAGACCAAGACCUGCUUUAGCUAAAAACACCAUUCUGGCUGAAAUGGUGGAGAAACUGAAGAAGAUUAAACUUCCUACUGACUGUUACGCUGGAGCUGGAGAUGUGCAGUGUGACGUCUGUACUGGAAGAAAACACAAAGCCGUCAAGUCCUGUCUGGUGUGUCUGAGCUCUUACUGUCAGAAUCACCUUGAACAACAUGAGAGUUUGUUUAAAGGAAAGAGACACAAUCUGACUGAAGCCACUGGACGACUGCAGGAGAUGAUCUGCCCGAAACACGACAAGAUCCUUGAGGUUUUCUGCCGCACUGAUCAGAAGUGUAUAUGUCUGCUGUGUAUGAUGGAUGAACAUAAAAACCAUGACACUGUAUCAGCUGCAGCACAGAGGACAGAGAAACAGCACCAGCUGAAGGAGAUGCAGAGGUCGUUCCAGCAGAGGAUCCAGCAGAGAGAGAAAGAUCUUCAGCAGCUGAGAGAGGCUGUGGAGUCUCAUAAGCGCUCUGCACAGACAGCAGUGGAGGACAGUGAGAGGAUCUUCACUGAGCUCAUCUGCUCCAUUGAAAGAAGCCGCUCUGAGGCCAAACAGCGGAUCAGAGAUCAGGAAAAGACUGCAGUGAGUCGAGCUGAAGGACGACUGAAGCGACUGGAGCAGGAGAUCAAUGAUCUGAGGAGAAGAGAAGCUGAGCUGGAGCAGCUUUCACACACAGGGGUCGGACACAGAUGUACAAACGAAGGUGGAGACUUGGAACUGGAUGGAGCUGGAGAACGUAGGAGACGUAGGAGCACUCACACACAGACGAGGAACACACUGGGAGAUCAGGGAGCACAGGAGACAGUACCCGACGUCAUGGUGGCCGUCCUCUUCCACACGGGGCAGGUCUGUCAGGGUGGUUACUGUGGAAGUCUUGAAGUAGGUUGGGAUCGAGGAUGUCGUUUCUUGGGACCCAGGAGUGUUCCUCAGGGCCAUAGCCUUCCCAGUUUACGAGGUAUUCUAGUUGACCACCACGGCGUCGGGAGUCCAAGAUCUCGUGUACCUCGUAUGCUGUGCCGUCUUCCAGGAUGA
This is a messenger RNA of Megalobrama amblycephala (Wuchang bream), 1236 nucleotides long. Its product is annotated as E3 ubiquitin/ISG15 ligase TRIM25-like. NCBI's taxonomy places the organism in Eukaryota, Metazoa, Chordata, Actinopteri, Cypriniformes, Xenocyprididae. The record is from RefSeq and is a predicted model, not a curated record. Gene Ontology annotation, molecular function: zinc ion binding. The transcript is spliced from 6 exons. Bases 1 to 1236 code for a protein of 411 amino acids.